Messenger RNA from Dentiscutata erythropus, 255 nucleotides. The record is from the annotation of a GenBank genome assembly. NCBI's taxonomy places the organism in Eukaryota, Fungi, Glomeromycota, Glomeromycetes, Diversisporales, Gigasporaceae.
AUGACCAAGUUCUAUUCAAGAACCCCUACUUCUUUUUUUUCUUCUUUUUAUAAUGAUGAUUAUGUUGUUUUGAAUGAAACUGAAAAUAUAUCGUCAGUUGAGAAGGAAGUAGAACUUUACGAUAAUUUACUUGAAAUUUCUAAAUAUCAUAUAACAGAUAAAGAUUAUUAUUUUGGCAAUAUUAAGGGGUUCGAAUAUGUUGCUAAGGGAGCUUUGUGGUUUUUUUGGAACGUGGUAGAGAUCUCAAAAUUCUAG